GUCGAAUCAACAUGCAGCAAGCUCUUACUCUCUUCUUUGGCUUCACAGCUCUCACCUCUUGUCUUGGUGCUGCUGCUGCCUUGACUCCAGUGGCCAGAGCUACUACUACUGUUCCUGCGAGCUUGAGCCAGGCUCUCAGCAUCAAUGUCGCCCAGGUCCCUGCCUGCGCUAGUCUCCCUGCCGAGUGCAGCGGUGAUCCUCAGUGCAUCUGCAGUCACCCUGAGUUCAUGAACGAUAUGGCCUGCUGUGUCGCUUCUUCGUGUUCUUCUGCAGAUCUGAUCCUCACCCAACAAUUCUCAGGACAGCUUUGUGGAUUCGUCGGCGAGGCUCUGCCAGCUACACCCACUUGCACCAAUACCGUCAAGCCUAUCGCCAACCCCAACUGGGGCUACGUAGGAUGUUACAGCGAGGCCACCAACUAUAACCGUGCCUUGAACUCAACAUACUACAUCGAUUCGAACAAUAUGAGCCCUCCGGCAUGUCAGUCUUUCUGUAAGGCUCGCGGCCUCAAGUAUGCUGGACUUGAAUAUGGGCAGGAGUGCUGGGCAUGUACGGGUGACUCCUCCAAGAUGUGUGGUGGAUCUGCCACUCUCAACAUCUACAAGUCUCCCAGCGCU
Aureobasidium musti is the source of this 617-nucleotide messenger RNA. NCBI's taxonomy places the organism in Eukaryota, Fungi, Ascomycota, Dothideomycetes, Dothideales, Saccotheciaceae. The record is from the annotation of a GenBank genome assembly.